AUGGCCGACCCCAACAACAACAGUGGUGCUGCUCCAGGUGUUGGUGCUGCUACAGCAGAACUUCCCAAGAAGAAGGAAGGGAUCAGUGAAGAAGAUCCUUCGAAUGUGUCGAAUGCGUUACCUCCGUCUCACAUUCUGCCCGACGGUCGAUUCAUCUAUUUGCCUCCUCCCAACGAUGUGGAACGGUCUCGUUUCUUUGAACGAUCGAUUGCCAAGUACGGAUUGUUAGAGUCGGACAUGCAGGGAACUGCGGAUGACGCGACCAAGGAUGAAGAAGAAAACAAGGAAAAGUCGACCGAGCCGCGAGUCCAUCCCUUGGCCGUAGCAUCUGCUCGAUUGCAAGCCAGUGGAGUCGCUGAAUUGAAUCGAGCCAUCAAUUUGUCCACAUUGGUCAAUACAGGAGAGUACUUUGGUCUGACCAACAUUGUCGAUCCAGCACUCGAUUUGGGAGUCCCUACUGCUCCAACUACUACAGCAACGGCGGCUACUCCCAACGCCCAAGGAUCCGCCACUCCCAAUACUGCAGCUACUCCCAACGCCAAUACAACCGACAAGGCAACUACCGACGAUGGCAGCAAGAAACCAGCCGAUCCUGCCACUCCCAGCACCCCCGCCAAUAACAAGACCGCCGCAUCGCAAGCCACCAAGGAAAUGCAAGAAGAACAACGCGUCAAGGCCAAAUACACAUUGAAGCGGAAACGGGCCGUCUUUGACAAAAUGUCACGAGUCCUCCAACGCCACUGUCAUCGCCUCCAAUCGGCCAUGUCUGCACAAGCCAUUCCCGAUGCUCGGCUCAAACAAUUGCGUCCGCAAUGGAGGUUGGUGGCGCCGGAACACGGGACUCGCGCCAAACCGCAUGCCGUACGACCCACCGAAGUAGUGGCCGUCGAUGUCGAUGUCUACGAUCCCAUUGGAGGCGUCUUGGGACAGUCACUGGCGGGACGAUUGGCCAGUCAAGUGCCGCGCAAAAAAAUCAAAAAGGAACAGGACACUGCUUCGGACAUUACUGAAACCGCCACAACGACUACGACUAGUAGUAGCCAAUCAUCAUCACAACAAUCACAAACGCAAUCACAACAACAACCAGUGUGGCACAAGAAAUUCACAAUGGCAGAACCAUUUGCCAUUGCCGAUCCGACACUGGGAAAAAUAUCGGCCGACUUUGAUCCCAAUAAGGUUUCUUUUUUGACGCUCCAGUUUGAUAUUGAAAAGCCGUCCACGGGAUUCUGUAUGAGUUCGUCGUUGGAACCCAUGACCACCAGUAAUAUUGAAGAAAAACAAAAACACAACGCACAAGGAGAUCUAUCUGGUGGUGCUGCUGCUGUCGUUAUUAAAAAGGAGGAACAAGAUGACGAACCUGCUGUUGUCAAAAUGGAAGUAGACGACGACAAAAAGCCAAAGGAGGAAGAAAAGGAGGAGGACGAGGAAGAAAAGAAGGAUGACUGUGACGACGACGACAAUGACAAGCUUCCCCACGAUGAACAAGUCCUCGUGUCUCUGCAGCAUUCACUCUUUUGUGCCAAACUAUUCGAAUCCAUUCGCACAGAAAUCAUGGGAGACGAUCUCGGGGAUCCCGAUGCACAACCCAAAGUGCAACAUCAUUCCCAACAAGCAACGGCACAACCAUCCGAUUCCGUCAUGUGGUUGUCCAGCGAAUCCGAAGAAAACUAUCUACCGCCACCGGCUGUCAUGGUCCGACCUACCGGAACGGGAGGAGCCGCCGCCUUGUGCGUCGUCCACUGUCAUGCCAGUGAAGUCAAGGUACAGUUGGAUAGUGAAUACACAUUGCGCGCCAAAUUGGUCGAAGCUGCCGAACGGGAAACUACUUUUUCGGCGACCGCAAAUGCCAACACUAAAACUACUACCAAUGUUACCAGUGGCAGUCAGAGUCCCGAACAAUUGUUGGUACUCUGUCGAUCACUCUUGUUGCAUGCCCAAGAAGCAUAUCACAAACAUUCGCUGCAAGAAAGUUUCAAAACGGCACAGAAACGAGAAGAAGAAGAAAAACGAUUGCUGGCAGAUGCCAAUAAACCCAGGGGAUUGGAUCGGAUACAAAAGAAGGAUGUUCGAACCAAGGCCAAGAUUUUGCAGUCGGUUGUGGCGCUCGGCACGAAAAUGCUCUUUGAACAACGCAUUCGAAAGGUAUUGAUGAGAGUCCGCCAUUGGCUACAAACCAAGUAUCCAGAUACAACCGACAAGAUAUCGACGGAAUGGCUAGCGGUUUCGGUCUUUGAUUUGCAUGCACGGUUCGUCAUUAGUUUUGGCUAUUCGCUGACCGUUGAUGUUACCAUUGUGCGAGAUGAAAUGACAGUCGUCACACACAAUUCGCUGGAUUGGAGCAGCAAGGCGGCGGGUGCCGUUCGAAAAGUCAAGUUUCGCUCCGAUGCCGAGUUUGAAAUCUUUUUGAAGAUUGAGAUUCGAAGAGCCAUGAAACAGCAAUCGCAGCAAUAA
This is a messenger RNA of Seminavis robusta, 2451 nucleotides long. Lineage: Eukaryota; Bacillariophyta; Bacillariophyceae; Naviculales; Naviculaceae. The record is from the annotation of a GenBank genome assembly.